UCAAAAUCAAAAUCAAAAUCAAUACUCAGCGGCGGUUUAGAGUCGCCGCGUCUUGUCAGCGGCGGUUUAGACUGAAAGAGGAUUUAAACUUGGUGAAAAAGCAGCAGCCACCACUGCUAUUCGGAUUCCUGCCUCUCUUCUCCGCCCUCAACCGCCUGUAAUCACGCAGUGAUGGUGUCGCAGCACGGUAUUUUACUCGCUGCCCAUGUCAUCUCCUCCUUCUACGGUGAUUUGUGCUCUAAAGUAUGCGAGUGUUUGCUCCGCAAAGGAACCCUAAAGCUAGAUGAAAUUGGCAAGGCCACACAGCUCUCUAGAGAAAAUGUUUUCAAUUGUUUACGGGUUUUGAUACACCAAAACUGCGUUCAAGCCUUCCAACUAGAGCAAGAAGGUGUUACGGCACAGAAAUCCACCCACUAUAUGGUGUUAUUCGACAACAUUAUGCAUAAAUUAAGGGCCCCAAAAUUUAUGCAAAUUGUAUCAGAGGAGCUUGGUGAAGAUGUGAGUUCUUUUUUCAUGUGUCGAGGAAUACUUCUUGGGUUGAUUCAACACGGGAGGCUUUCCUUUGAUCAAAUUAUUGAUAGAGAAAAACAGAAAACAGGUAGUUCUGACAAUCAGGUUGUGCAUGAUAGCUUCAGGAGACUUUUGAGUGCCCGGUUUAUAGAGCGCUGCCCUUUGCCUGGGCCACUCCUUACUCCACCUACUGAUGAGGCUCCUGCCAAGAAGCGAGGUGCCAAGUCAGGAGAGAUCACAGAAAGGAAGACCAUAGAGCAGCUUGCUUUGGAAGCUGCUGCUUUAUCGGAAUCGAUACGAUUUUCAAUGGACACGGGUGAUAUUUCUGAGGAGAAGGGCGAGGAAAGUACUAAUAUCCCAAAAGUGGGCCAGAAGCGCAAGAAUAUUGUUAUGGACUCUGAUGACGAAUUAGCGGAUGUAAAUAGAAAGAUAGAAGUCCUUUGGCGUGUUAAUUUUGAAGAAUUUCUGUGGCGCCUGAUACAUAAGGCUUGUAUUUCACAUGUGAAAACAAGUAUUAACAAUGAAGCAAGCAUUGUGUUGAGUGCAGCUUUGGAUUUAAUUGGACAAUCAGAGACUCGAAUGAAUGCUGAAAACUCUCCCGAUCUGUCUAUAAACGAUAUAUAUGAAGAAGUGAUUAAAAAAGAUGGUGGUGUUGGCAUGGAUCUUGACCGUGUCCAAACUUCACUCGAACAACUUGGUUGUGAAACCCUUGCAACUGAUAUGGAAAGCUAUAGCAUUGAUAUAAAGAGCUUCAUUCAAAUGGCUCAAAAUCAAGAAGUGGAGUCAAUGAUUUUGAAAAGGUAUGGGAAGGAAGCCUACAAGAUAUUUAGGCUACUGUCAAGGGCUGGUCGCCUCGUUGAGACGGACAAGAUUUCAGAUAUUACAUUUGUUGAGAAGAAAGAGACCACCAAGAUACUCUUCCAACUCUGGAAAGAUGGAUAUUUACACAUGGAGAGUAUGACUGCGGCUAGGCCACCAUCAUUUCAUCUGUGGAAAGUGGAUCAGAAACGUUUCCGGGAAAAAUUUCUUGAUGAAAUGUACCAUGCUGUUCUAAAUUUGAAACUUAGAAUUGCACACGAGCAAGACCAGAGAAAAGAGGUUCUUCAAAUACCUAAGGAUAAGCUUGUUGGGGAACUGAGGAAUAAAGUUAUGGUGUACAAAAUAGUCAGGGCUACCUUGGAGCGUUCGUUGAUGGAUCUAGAUGAUGCAGUGGUGCUGUUUCAUCAUUUCUGAGGGUUCGAGAUUCCCUUCAAUUAGAUUUUCAGUGAUAACUGUCUGCUUUUCUCAGGCUCUCGAUGAAUUAGACAGAAAGAUGAAGCAAUAAGAGGGCAGCAAAGGAGGUGCCCUGGUGAAAAUAUAUGUUCAUUUUUUAUUACUUCUAUCAUUUUGUAGUGCUUUCAAUUCUAGAUAUACAUCAGUUUCUGUGUUGACGUUAUUAGUUUUCGGGGUAGGAUAUUGAUAAGACAAUCUUACGCAGGUUUGUUGAUGCUAGUGUUCAUAUUAAUUUAGGAUAUCAUCUCGUUUUACAAUGCUAA
This is a messenger RNA of Salvia hispanica, 2045 nucleotides long. Its product is annotated as RNA polymerase III subunit RPC82 family protein. Gene Ontology annotation, cellular component: RNA polymerase III complex. Gene Ontology annotation, molecular function: single-stranded DNA binding. The record is from RefSeq and is a predicted model, not a curated record. NCBI's taxonomy places the organism in Eukaryota, Viridiplantae, Streptophyta, Magnoliopsida, Lamiales, Lamiaceae. Gene Ontology annotation, biological process: DNA-templated transcription.